Drosophila gunungcola (fruit fly) is the source of this 6597-nucleotide messenger RNA. It is a transcript of the gene ed, whose product is annotated as hemicentin-1. The transcript has 9 exons. Gene Ontology annotation, biological process: cell-cell adhesion. Bases 424 to 4431 code for a protein of 1335 amino acids. The record is from RefSeq and is a predicted model, not a curated record. Gene Ontology annotation, cellular component: cell-cell junction. Gene Ontology annotation, molecular function: cell adhesion molecule binding. Lineage: Eukaryota; Metazoa; Arthropoda; Insecta; Diptera; Drosophilidae.
UCUUCCCGUUGAGUUUGAAAAAAACCUCGACGAAAACGGACGUUAAAAAGUGAGUGCGCGUCGUCGCUGCGUUUUUCACCGAUUUUCCGCGUUUUCCGCCGAUUUUCGUGUGUGUGCGAGCAACAACAACAACAACUACGAAAUACUGGCACAAAGCAAACCGAAAAUACUAAGUUUAAGUUAUUCUUCUUCGUUUUUGGAUACCCGUUAAAAAUCUCAUGUGCAAUAAAUAAUAAAUAUUAUAUUAUUAUAAAUAAAAAACAUUUACCAACGCAAUGGAGCGUUGCAACAACAACAACUGCAGAAGCUAGAAGAAGCUAGAAGAGGAAGAAACCUAUUGUUUUGCUUCAAAACAACGGAUAACCAAAAAAAUAAAAAGAAAAUCAAGCAUAAACACAUAUAAAACUUUAAGAUAUAAACAAUAUGAGGCGAAAGACGGCCAUGAAAGGGACGGCGAUAGUCGGUAGCGGGAGUGCGAGGAAAGCGGCGCUAAAUAUUUGGCACUUUUUUCUUAUCGUUCUUGUAGCGCUGAGCUCCACGAUAUUGGCCGACGAAUCGAUUGACACACGUGAGAAUGCCGACUUAACUCUGAAGUGCCGGUUUAACGACAAAUAUGAGGCGAAUGACUUUUCGUUUUUCUGGACCCGCUGGACAGCGAAUCCUGCCCAAUUCGAUAAUGUGGCUAUCGGCGACGUGCAGUUAAGUUCCGGUUAUAGACUCGACUUCCAACCGGAGCGUGGCAUUUACGAUCUGCAGAUCAAGAAUGUGUCCUACAAUCGGGAUAAUGGACGCUUCGAGUGCCGAAUUAAGGCAAAGGGAACGGGUGCGGAUGUCCAUCAGGAGUUCCACAAUCUCACUGUCCUCACACCACCUCAUCCACCUGUGAUCUCGCCCGGAAAUAUAGCUGUGGCCACCGAGGAUAAACCCAUGGAGCUCACAUGCAGCAGCAUCGGCGGUUCCCCCGAUCCCACCAUAACUUGGUAUCGCGAGGGUUCCAAUUCUCCCCUGCCAGCGACUGUUUUAAAGGGCGGCACCAAGGAUCAGCCCACCAAUGCAACACUAUCCAUUAUCCCAAGACGGGAAGAUGAUGGUGCCAAGUAUAAGUGUGUAGUGAGAAAUCGUGCCAUGAACGAGGGAAAACGAUUGGAGGCGAUUGCCACUUUGAAUGUUAACUAUUACCCCAGAGUUGAGGUUGGACCCGACAAUCCUUUGCAGGUCGAACGUGACCGGACUGCCAAACUGGAGUGUAACGUGGAUGCCAAGCCAAAGGUUCCCAAUGUCCGUUGGAAUCGCAAUGGACGCUUCAUCAGCUCCUCAUUAGUUCACACGAUCCAUCGCGUGAGUGUUCAAGACGCUGGCAAAUACACCUGCAUUGCGGACAAUGGUCUGGGUAAAACUGGAGAACAGGAGCUAAUACUGGAUAUUCUAUAUCCCCCCAUGGUGGUCAUCGAAUCCAAAACCCGGGAAGCUGAAGAGGGUGAUACGGUGACAAUUCGUUGCAAUGUCACCGCCAAUCCAGCUCCAGUGACCAUUGAAUGGCUGAAGGAAAAUAGUCCCGAUUUCCGCUAUAAUGGUGACGUACUAACCCUGACUUCGGUGCGAGCCGAUCAUGCUGGCAACUAUAUCUGUCGAGCUGUGAACAUAAUGCAAAGUCAAGGGAUGGAGCGUAGCGAAAGAGUGGGCAAUUCCACGGUAGCCCUGCUGGUGCGUCAUCGACCAGGACAGGCCUAUAUAACGCCCAAUAAACCGGUGGUUCAUGUGGGCAAUGGAGUGACCCUGACCUGCUCGGCAAAUCCACCGGGAUGGCCUGUGCCCCAGUACAGAUGGUUCCGCGACAUGGACGGCGAGUUCUCCAGCACGCAGAAAAUCCUGGCUCAAGGUCCCCAAUAUUCCAUACCGAAGGCACAUUUGGGCAAUGAGGGAAAGUAUCAUUGUCAUGCGGUGAAUGAGUUGGGCAUAGGAAUGAUGGCCACCAUAUCGCUGGAGAUUCAUCAGCCACCGCAGUUUUUGGCCAAGCUUCAGCAGCACAUGACAAGAAGAGUGGCCGACACUGACUAUACGGUGACGUGCAGUGCCAAGGGUAAGCCAGCGCCCAGUGUUAAGUGGCUCAAGGAUGCCGUGGAAAUACUGCCCGAAGAGAAUCUAUAUGAAGUCCAAACCAAUCCCGAUCAGGGCCUCAAUGGCAUGGUCACGGUGCAAAGUCAGCUGAAAUUCAGGGGCAAGGCCAGGCCGAAUGGAAAUGCUUUGGUGCCGGGGGAUCGUGGUUUGUACACCUGUUUGUAUCAAAACGAAGUAAACUCUGCCAACUCUUCCAUGCAAUUGAGAAUAGAACAUGAACCCAUAGUCUUGCAUCAGUACAACAAAGUGGCCUUUGAUAUAAGAGAAACCGCUGAGGUUGUGUGCAAAGUACAGGCCUAUCCCAAACCCGAAUUUCAAUGGCAAUUUGGCAAUAAUCCCUCGCCCUUGACCAUGUCAUCAGAUGGUCAUUACGAAAUAAGCACAACCACCGAUAACAAUGAUAUCUAUACUUCGGUGUUGAAGAUCAAUUCGCUUACUCAUUCGGAUUAUGGAGAGUAUACCUGUCGUGUGGCCAAUACUUUGGACACAAUUCGUGCACCCAUUCGAUUGCAGCAGAAAGGACCGCCGGAGAAGCCCACCAAUUUGAGGGCCAACGAUGUAGGUCACAAUUAUGUUUCCCUCAGCUGGGAUCCCGGAUUCGAUGGUGGCUUGAGCAAAACGAAAUUCUUUGUGAGCUAUCGCCGUGUGGCCAUGCCCAGGGAAGAGCAACUGAUACCGGAUUGUGCCAAUUUGGCCAACUUGAAUUCAGAUUGGGUAGAAGUUGACUGCCAGCGGGAUAUUCCCUGCAAAGUGACGUCGCUGGAGCAGCAUCAGAGUUAUGCCUUCAAGGUGAAGGCGCUGAAUCCCAAGAGUAACUCACCCUACUCGAGUGAAAUCCUGGUGACGACAAAGGUCAGCAGAAUACCGCCACCGUUGCAGGUGACCUAUGAACCCAGCACUCGAACUCUGGGCAUCGAUGUGGGUGCCACCUGUUUGUCCCUGGUGGCCGUUGUCGAGUCCAUGGUCAAUGGCGAUACCGCAAUGGCCGCCUGGGAGGUGGUGGCCACUGUGGAUAAUCUCCAGUUGUCCGGCAAUGGACCCACCCACAAGGAAAAGAUCAUCGACCGCAUAAUCGGAGGCCGAAGAAUUGGAGGAGGUCGUGCCCUGGGUCACACCAUCAGCGAGGACGAGGAUGACAAUAGCCUGAACUCACUGGCCCUCGAGGAUGACAAUAGUCCCACUGUCCGAGUCAAAUUGUGCCUGAGGACCAAUCCACAGCACUGCGGCGAUUACACGGAUGCUGAAAUUGGCAGACCGUAUAUCGCGGAGGCUAGUGCCCUGGCCACGCCCACUCUGAUUGCGAUAAUUGUGUCCUGCGUGGUCUUCGCCCUCUUCGCUGGCUUGAUCCUGAUGUUCUGUCGCUGCAAGCGGAAUCAAUCGAAGAAAAGCGCCGCUGCCAAGGAUUACGAGAUGGACUCGGUGCGACCUUCGAUUGUGGCCGCCCAGCAGAAUCAGGCCCCGCCCCCAUAUUAUCCCGCCUCCGGGCUGGACAACAAGGCCUUGGAGCAUUCGAUGGAUCUGGCGUUGAGCAUGGAGGAUCAGAAAACAGCCCUGUAUGCCACCCAAAACGGAUAUAGCUACCACCCCGGAAGUGGGGUGGUGGGCGUUGGCCUUGGGGGCGGCGUCGUGGGCGUGGGCGUAGGCGGCAGCGUGGUCAGCGGCAUGGGCGGCGGAGUGGUGGGCGUGGGCGGAAUGGGAGGCGGCGGCGUCGGCGUGAAUGGCAUACCUGGUCUCAACGCACACACCAUGUCCGGAAAUGAAUGGGUGAACAUGGGCUACAUGGAGAACAACUACUCCAAUUCGAACAACGGCGGCAGUGUCAACUCGCAGGAUUCGCUGUGGCAGGUGAAGAUGUCGGCUGCGGCGGUGGGCAACCAACAGGGUUUGGUCCAGGCCCCCCUCAAUCAGUAUGUGGAGCAGCAGCCCGCCUAUGGAUACGAUCCGUUGACCCACGGAGGUUACGGGGCGGUCGAUGAUUACGCCCCCUAUCCGCACCUGACGGCCACGCCCAGCCAAGUGGGCGAUGAGUACCACAAUUUGCGCAAUAGCCAAAAUCCGUCCCGGCAGGACUACUGCAGCGAUCCCUACGCAUCCGUGCAGAAGCCCAAGAAGCGAGUCGAUCAGCAUUUAGAUUCACCAUAUCACGACGUAAGCGGCCUGCCCAAUCCCUACAACAUGGAGCAUUUGGAACAGGACGAGGUCCUGCCGCCGCAGCAGCACAUGUCCCUCAGCUACGACGACAGCUUCGAGGGCGAAUAUUCGACAACGCCGAAUGCCAGAAAUCGUCGCGUCAUACGCGAGAUUAUUGUCUAGGAAAUUCUAGUUCGAAGCUUCGAAGAAAUCAAAUCAGCACUUCAAAUAUUCUCUAAACACCACACUUACACACACACACACACACACACACACACGCGCUAAAUUCCAUUAUCAUCCAAACUCCAAACCAAUCAUUUUUUUUUGUAUGCUCAUUUUAACUUCCUGCUCGACUGCCAGCAGCAGAUCUUUUGAAAAGUGGCCAUUUUGAAUACUUCUUUUUAAUAAUAUUACUUCGAUGUAAGCUUAGUUUUUGAGAGGGAAACGAUACGACGACGAACGUGUGUUGAGUUUUAUUGGCAACGAAAAACAUAUAUACCAUAGCCUAGGCAUUAGAGUUCCGGUCUAUCAUUGCUCUAGUUCAGCACUUUGUUGUCACAACACUGAAAACACUGAGAGAAAUACAACCCAAAAUACACACACACACACGGAUUAAAAAAAACCAUCACUGGACAAGCACUAAAUGUUACGAUUUACCAGGUAACGUAGAGCUAAGUAGUAGUUAAUAUUAAUAUGGUCAUCUAGGUCCCAGUUGCAACAAACGAACUUUAAACAGUAAGGCGGAAUUUCGGAAUUUCGAAGGGCAGGCGAUCGAUCGAAAACAAAAUCUCACUUUUCACCUAGGCUUAGGCUAAUUAACUCGUAAGUGAUUCUUGUUGGUUCUGUGCAAUAUUCGCGAGCACAGAUCCACGAAAAAAAACGUAAUAUAAAUACAUUAACAGUACGACCUGCCACAAAAUCAGAAAAAAAUACAAGAAAAAAAUAAGAAAAAAAUCGAAACAAAAGGAAACAAAACUUACCUUAAAAUAAUUUUAAAUUUUUAAAUAAAUCUGAGAAAAACGAAAAACGUUGCUUUAAGUAAGUUAUAUGAUACAAACAAAAAAAAAAAAAAAACAUACGAAAGUACAGAGAACUUUAAAAAAAUUAUUGAAAAUAAUUGAAAAAGAGUAAGGUAAAAACGAAAAACAACAAAAAUAAUCCAAAUCCUCCAAUCAUAAAACUUUAAUUUAAUUUACAAUAUGUAGCAAUUAGCAAAACCCAUCUGUUCUGUUUUCCAUUUGUUCAAGCUUUGUGUUGAAAUUCAAAAUUUUAAUUGUAAUUAUCGUUAAGCCAACUAGAAAACGAUUAAUUAAGUUAUGUUAACCACGCAGACCUAUUGAGUUAAAUAUGAAUGUUUUGUUUGUGCAUUUCGUUGCGUUGCGUUGUGUUUUUAAUCCCCCUUAACAUGUGUUUUUGCAACUUUUUGACAAUGGCACACACACACACACAAAAUGAGACGCGAGAGGAAAACAUUUUUUGUAGCUAAGACUUAAAUGUAAAUACAUAUGUAAUUUGUAUAUAUUUACUUGACUUGCAAAGUAAAUAAGCAGCAGCGGCAACUUAAAUUAAAUUGUAGUUAAUUUUAAACAAUUUCGAAAUGAAUUUAACUAGUAAGCAAGUGUUUAAGAGCAAAUGCCACAAAAUAAAGCGAAUAAAACGAAUUAAGAAACUUCAAACAAACAAGAAAGAAGGAAAAAUCUCGUUUAUUGAACAAAACAAAACAAACUAUAAACAAUGCGAGCAAAAACGAGAAUCUUUAUUAUAUAAAUUAUACACUCUAAAACAGAUAAGCGGAUAUACAUUAUAUAUAUAUAUAUACAUAUACACGUACAUUUACAUAUACUUAUUAUUUGUAAAUAAGUAAAGCAUAAUUUUUCAUUUAAAAGCCCCAAAAGAACCGGAAUCCAUUAAAAAUAUAUUUCCAAACACUACAAAAAAGCGAGAACAAAAAUCAAACCAGAUUUUUUUGUUUUUGUUUAGCAAAAAUAUUUAUAAAUAUAUAUAUAUUUUGCGAUUUGACUGACAGCAGUGAAUGGUGGUGGCACACGUAAACACAAGCGAUAAAAACAUAAACGAAAAAGUAGAGACAGAAUUGGCAGUCCUCGGGCUGUUCAAACAAUAAAACACUUUGUUAACUAUUUUGUAUGCAUUUCUGAUUUCAUUCAAUUCAACAAAUUGCCACCCCACAAAACGGAAAAGAAAACAUUACCUAAAAUAUUUAUGCAUACACACAAACACUCUCAUGCAGUCACACACGUAAAAACAAAACAUAUAAUAUUUUUUUAUUCAGUUUUAAAACGAAAGGUAAAAAUAAAGCAAAACAUCAAAAAACGAAGAAUUUAAAUUAAA